AUGGCUGAGAAGGUUACUGAGAUGGUGCUGAAGGUUGAUCUCCAAUGUCCUUGCUGCUACAAGAAAAUCAAAUCAAUUCUUUGCAAAUUUCCUGAAAUUAAAGGGCAGAAAUAUGAUUUCAAGCAAAAUACAGUGACAAUCAAUGUAGUAUGCUGCAACCCCAAAAAAAUUCGUGACAAAUUGUACUGCAAAGGUCGAAAGGUUAUCAAGUGUAUUGUAAUACCACCUCCACCACCACCUCCGCCUCCACCGCCUCCUCCACCGCCGCCUCCACCGCCUCCUCCUCCACCGCCGCCUCCUCCACCGCCGCCUCCACCAUGCUGCCCACCGCGUCCACCAUGCUGCCUGCCACCUCCACCAUGCUGCUGCCAUUGGUACCCAGCUCCGCCAUUGUGUUGCGACAGUUAUUAUGGUUAUGGGUAUGGGCAUGAAUGUAAAUAUGGCUGUGGUUGUGAGAGGAGUCGCCACCUGGGAAAGUGUGUUUAUUAUAUUGAAGAAAAUCCCACGGCAGAAUGCAAGAUCAUGUAA
Molecule: messenger RNA, 528 nt
Organism: Fraxinus pennsylvanica
Lineage: Eukaryota; Viridiplantae; Streptophyta; Magnoliopsida; Lamiales; Oleaceae
Source: the annotation of a GenBank genome assembly